Messenger RNA from Entamoeba dispar SAW760, 1632 nucleotides. RefSeq lists its product as uncharacterized. The transcript has a single exon. The record is from RefSeq and is a predicted model, not a curated record. Bases 1 to 1632 code for a protein of 543 amino acids. Lineage: Eukaryota; Evosea; Mastigamoebida; Endamoebidae.
AUGUAUUUUUUAUGUGAAGUUAUUAUGAAUAAUAGUGAAAUAUUUGGAACAUUUGUAGAAUUAUUAUAUUCUAGUAGUUAUUCCAUUAACUUUAAUACAAUGAAUCCUUUUUCAUAUAUAAUUCAAUUACGAUUAAAGUUAUUUGAAAUUCUACGUUAUAUAUUUAAAUCAUUAACAUGUUAUUUAAAUCUUUUUAGGAUAUAUAUUAAACAUUAUAGAAUAAUAAAAACAUAUGUUGAUCUUGUUUUAAAGAAACACCUUCAAACAGACACACUUGAAUUUGAUGGAGGAAUUAUUAUAUUUCGAUUAUACUCAUUAAUUAUCAGAAUUUUAUUUAUUCAAAAGUCAUCAAAAUCAAUAACAUAUAAAUUAAUAAGUGGGUAUUUUAAAUUACAACAUUAUUCUUUAGGAGAUUUUACUCAAAGAAGAUUAAUUAAUCUUAAUAAUAAUGAUAUUAAUGAUUUUGAAGAAGAAAUGCCUAUGCAUAUUGAUAUUAGAUGGUUAUUUACUGAUUCUUAUUUUCAAAAAACUACAUUACUAGAUUCAGAAAAGAAAAAAUUAUCAAAAACUUCAUUAUUAUUUGCACAAGGAAUUCUUCAUUCUUAUGUAUCUAUAUUAAAAUCUUUGAAAAAUUGGGAUCUAUUCUUCUUAAAACAAAAAAAACAAAAAACAUUUCUUCCAAUACAAUAUCUAUUAAUUUAUUCAUUUGAUCCUUUAUUUGGUAAAUCUCUUGAUACAUUCUUUCUUCAAUUGGUAUAUUCACAAUAUAAUUUUAUUCAAGAUAUUGAUUUAAUUCAAAAACAAAAUAUUCAUCAAUUAUUUGGUUUGGAUUAUGAAAUGAUGUUAAUAUUUAAUAUGAUUAAUGAAAAUAAUUAUGAACCUUUAAACGAUCCUACAAUUAAAUAUCUUACUUGUAUUGUAAUGAUUUAUAUUGAUAUUUCUUAUGUUAGAUAUAAUAUUAUUAAUGAACAAGAUGUUUCAAUAUUACAACAACUUAACCCUUCAUUAAAUAAUUAUUGUUGGUUUCAAAAUGGAAAUGUUGUUUUUAAUAUGAAUUCUUCCUUACCAAUUAUUAAACUCUCACCAACUGUUUUUAAUCAAAUCCCUUAUUUUAAUAGAUACAUUCCAAUAAUUUAUCAAGAUGAUUAUCAUCGUAUUUGGAUCAAAUUAUUUAAUGAAUCUUAUAAAGAAUUUAAAGACCCUUAUUCUAUUCUUUCAUCUCCAUUAAUUAAAUUCCCUUAUAUUAUCGAUUCUACAAAAAAUCUCCUAUUUUCACUUAUUGCAAAAAUAGAUAAUGAAUGGAAAAUAAAUAUAGAAUCUACUAAAGAAGUAUUACUUUUUAUAAGAAUUCAAUGGAUUUUUAUUCAUUUAUGUAAUUGCAAAAAUCCUUAUGAACCUAACAAAAUUUUUUUACUAUUAAAUAUUAUCGAAAAAAUAAUUAUUUUUCAAUCUAAUCUUCUCAAUUCUAAAAAUAUCUCAAUUAAUCUCACUGAUUCAAUAGAAAUUAAUCAACAAAAAAUCUUUGAACUCCGUUGUCUCAACGAAAACAAUUUAAUUAAUGUGUAUAUCAUUGAAAGCUUAUUAAAUGUCUUUCAACAUCUCAAAGACUCUAUCUCAUUAAUAAAUUCUUAA